Miscanthus lutarioriparius is the source of this 489-nucleotide messenger RNA. Lineage: Eukaryota; Viridiplantae; Streptophyta; Magnoliopsida; Poales; Poaceae. The record is from the annotation of a GenBank genome assembly.
AUGGCUGCGGCGACCCAAGGUCCACAGCUCGCCGCGGACGCCGUCCCCGCUCAAGUGAAGGUCCGGAGUGAAGAGCCUUGCGAUCUCCGCUGCGCGCGCAAGAUGGCUGACCCAGAGUUGGAAGCUAUCAGGCAGAGGAGGAUGCAAGAACUAAUGGCACAGCGUGGUGGGGCAAAUCAGCAGAAUGCGGGCCAACAAAAAGCUCAGGAAGAUGCGAAACAGGAAGCUGAGGAACGCCGACAGAUGAUGCUUGCUCAGAUAUUAUCUUCUGAAGCCAGAGAAAGGCUUUCCCGCAUAGCUUUGGUCAAACCUGACAAAGCAAGAGGGGUGGAGGAUGUUCUGCUGAGAGCUGCUCAAACUGGUGGAAUAUCUGAAAAGGUGUCUGAAGAAAGACUUAUCUCCCUUCUCGAGCAAAUUAACACCCAAACAAGCAAGCAAACCAAAGUUACGAUUCAGAGGCGUCGAAGUGUCCUUGACGACGACGAUUAG